Coniophora puteana RWD-64-598 SS2 is the source of this 255-nucleotide messenger RNA. RefSeq lists its product as uncharacterized. The record is from RefSeq and is a predicted model, not a curated record. The transcript is spliced from 2 exons. Bases 1 to 255 code for a protein of 84 amino acids. NCBI's taxonomy places the organism in Eukaryota, Fungi, Basidiomycota, Agaricomycetes, Boletales, Coniophoraceae.
AUGUUGAAUGAACGUCAUCCAAUCACCGCUGUUCGCUUCCGCGUUGAGACCAGCCCGCUGCGGUCCAUUGAACGGGGAAAGGUGGGCCCUCGCUCCAAGGGCGCGAUGGAACGAUGCCGUAUACUGGAUAGCAGCGAGCUUGUGAAGUCGAGUACUUUCAAGCUGUCGCGUCAAGGCAUCGAAGUCAACAUCGAAAUCGCUACCGCGCGGUCCGCGCCCAAGAUACGGCCCACCUACACCAUACCAGAAGACUGA